This is a messenger RNA of Crotalus tigris (Tiger rattlesnake), 6862 nucleotides long. RefSeq names its product ecotropic viral integration site 2B (gene EVI2B). Gene Ontology annotation, biological process: positive regulation of neutrophil differentiation; regulation of stem cell division. Lineage: Eukaryota; Metazoa; Chordata; Lepidosauria; Squamata; Viperidae. The transcript has 2 exons. The record is from RefSeq and is a predicted model, not a curated record. The coding region runs from base 1812 to 2660 and encodes 282 amino acids.
UUGGAAUGUCACGUUAAAUCCAAUUUGUUUGUUUUUAGCAAUAAAAUUUGUAUUAAAAAAAGAAGAAGUUGGGUUAUACGUGGCUUGUUCCAACACACUCAGUCUUAUUACUUACAACAAUUACCCAUCAUACAAAUCACACAAAGAUUGUCAAGGCUGAGUCGUUUGAACUGGGGUUCCCUCACCUGUCUAGCUCCCUGCUAUGCCACACUGGGUUUUGCUCAUGACCAACUUUGGUUGCCUUGACGCUAAGCCACAAAGUGGUUGAUUUCAUCUUUUGGUUUGGUGUGAUAAUCUAGCCAUCGUGGCUUUGUAUUAUCUCUAAUCAGACCACUGUGGCUUCUUUAGCAAAUUGUAGCAAAAAUUAGAAACAAUAAGGAUUUAGAUGCAUUAGAACUGAAUAUAUCCCUUUGAAACUAUAAUUAGGAAAGCAUAAAGCAUGGUUGAAGCUGUUAGUCAUAAUUAAUUAAAUCCUGACUUAAGAAGCAAAGAUAUAGCUGCUCUUUAAAUGCUAAUACAUACCCUCUACGCUUCACGGUUCCCAUGAGAAAGUAACAAAUCCAGGAGGACUUGGUAAUAAUAUCCAAAGCUAUAAUGUCCAAAGCUAUGUUGUAUAGCUUCUAAACAAGUUACUCUUUUUUAGAAAUCAUUAACCAUGGUUCCUUGUUCUCAUGUAACCGAAAUCUAUAUAUUUAAGUGCAAUUUCCUGGCUUCUCCAAUUUAAAUAAAAGGAGAAGUAACGGGGCUUGCAGGCUCCUGCAAAAAGCUCAUGCAUAUUUGACUUUACAAAGUAGGACUGCGAAAAGUGCUAGAGCACUUGCCGAAUGGAGUUGAAGUCCACAUGCCUUAAAAUUGUCAAGGUUGAGAAACGUGCUAGAGAAUUCCUGGAAGCCCUGACACUCAGACAAAUUGGCCAUCAAUGGGUACAUAGAGAUAAACAACAUCUACAUGCCAUUCAAAAGAGACAAACAAAAAGCUAAAAGACCACACACCUCCUGGCCAGCAAUCAACACCCAGAUAGGCAGAGAUUAACUCCAAGAUUAAUACAAGACCAACAAUGAAUAAUACCUCAAUCAAGGAAGUACCAAUGAGCUAACAGUAAAUAACGGGUUAAUCAAGGAAACACCACCAAGACUACUCCCAUCAACACUGACAGGACAAGACACUGGUAUAUACAAGGAGAGCAAAUCCCUCUCUCUUCUAGCACUGAUGACAUUACCUAGUUUGGUAAUGAAAUGUCUGCAAGAAAAUAAUCUUAGAGAGCACCAAGGACCCCACAAGAACUGUGACUGUCAAAACCAGAUCAAUUCGAAAACACACCCACCCUAAUCUUUAUUAAGAUUCUUGAAAGAAAGCUGCGAGAGAUGAAUGAUAUUCUCAUAAGUAAUGCAAGGAAAUGAUGCAAGCAAGCAAGUAGAAAAUCCUUUGUCUUGUAAGAGAAAAAAAUAGAAAUACAUAAUGUAUAGUUAUGCUAACAUUUUUCACUCAACUUCACAAAUAGCCUCUUGAUUCCUCCUGCUGUUCUUAACUUUUUGGCAGGAAUUUUGGUGUUCUCUCUUUCGUCUGUGGAAACAGCUACACUGACAUGUUUAAAUAUUUCUUAAUUUGAGGGGCUUCCGGUGUUGUCCACUGAUAAACUUCCUCUUUAUGUCAGGCUAAGAUCCUUUUGCAAUAUAUGCAAACCACCAUACCAUUUAAAGUGUUUUGCUGCAGUCUCACUUCCCUGAUCUUCUAACACUAAAAGCUAAUGCUAUAAACAAGAGAUUAAAUAUUGCAGGAGAAAUCCCAAAGAGGUCCCCGGAAUUUCGACAAUGGCGAUCAAGCCCAUCGUUCUAAUUUUCAUCUACGGACAACUGUGGUGGAACUAUGCCGCUGGAAAGACAAAAGGGCCUGCAAGUGUGUCGCUCAAUGCUGAACCCCACAACUCUCCAUUUCAAGGAAGUCAAUCAAAAGACCUUAUCAAAAAUGAACAGCAAUCGUCUUCCAGCAAGCCCCAGCUUCCCACCACAACAAAAGAACCUAAACUUGCAGAUGAACAUUUUAUAGCUGCUGUGGUCAUUGGGGUCAUCUUGCUGCUCAUGAUCCUGAUUAUCGUUGCCAUCUUCCUUUGGAGGCAACGGAAAAAGUCAAAUGUACCUCUUCCCCACUGGGCAGGACGCUCCCCAUUUGCCGAUGGAGACAUGCCUGACCUUACGGUAGAUAAAGAACCUAUACAAGGUAUAAAGCGGAUGUCCGUUCUCUCUCUUUUGCCGUGGAAAUUUAGCAAGGAUACACAACUGCUGGAAAAUGCAGAAGGACAACUGUCUGAAUCAAGGAAGACCUUGGAUGUUCCACAGGGAUCUGGUGAGGCAGGUACAGAGAGCGAGUCAAGCCACACUGCCACGGCAACCUUGGAUUCUUCAACCAGCAACCAAACCCAAAUUUCCGAGGAACUAAACAACUUAACCGGCAUUUCACUUCAGCCUGAGAGUCCAAGGCUACAAGAUCCUCCUUUGUCCAACUGGCCCAGUGGAGUCAAUGGGGAUAUUUUUACUCCUAAAUCCUAUCCCAUGGAACAACAUGUAGAAAUCCAGUGCUCUCUAUCACCUGAUCUGUCCCAACAAAAUGUUGAUGAAACAGUGUUACUUCCUCCACCGCCAGAAGAAUUUUUGUGUAACUGAUUUUUAUAGAUAUUGGAGCAAACACUGAUUUCAUACAGUGAAACAAAAUGGAGGAGGUUCAUUUAGUUUCAACUUUCUAUACGGGUAGUCCUUGACUUACAAUUGGUACCAGAAUUUCUGUUGCUAAAGAAGGUGGUUGUUAAAUGAGUCGCGCCCAGUUUUAUGAUCUUUUUUGUCACCGUUGUUAAGCAAAUCACAGAAGUUAAGUGACUCACAUAUCAUAAAGUGAAUUCAGCUUCUCCUUUUGACUUUGCUUUGCCCACUGGGAAGGUCACAAAUGGCAACUACGUGACCCUGUGACACCACAACCAUUGUACAUACAUGCCAGUUGCCAAGCACCAGUAUUUUGAUCAUGAGACCUGUGGGGAUGAAGACAGUCAUAAAUGCAAGGACUGGUUGUAAAUCACUUUUUUCAGUGCCGCUGUAAUUUCAAACAGUCACUAAAUGAAUGGUUGUACGUUGAGGAAUACUUCUACUUCCAAAAAUGCUUUCAGGAAGACCCCUUAAGCAACUUACUCUACAGUCUCUAAUAUUCCAAAAUGAGCCUUACUUGCAAAGACAGACUUCAGAAACACCUGCCCCAUGGAUUUAUGCUCCUACAUUCUUUCAUUUGGAAAAUGAGGAGUUUUUUGUUUUUUUUUUAGCCCUUAUCACCCUGGAAUCCUUCUAAUCUGGUGUGAACUUUUCUAAUAAAAAACCUACACUUAAUGUGACUAUUUAGUGCUUUUAAAUAAUCACUCAGCAGUGUGGAGGUUUGACAUUGGUGCCUGCAGUUUGAAGCUGACCCUUUCGAGAAAUUUUCUCUUUUGAAAUUAUACCACAACCACAUGGAAAUUUCUGCACAGCUUCUGACUUAAUUGUCAUUUUGAAUUUCAUAAUUCUUUUCCUUCCCUUAUUACCCUCAGACCAGCGGUUCCCAUCCUUUUCUAUACCCCGCAGCCCUAGAACGCUUCUGAUGUAUUCUCGCAUCUUUUACAAAAGUUCAAAAUAAUAGCAAUUAAUUAUGCAUAUACAAUAUAAUUUAAAAAAACCCAAGUUUUUGCACCACCUGGAAUAUUCUCUCGUACCCCCAGGGGAUGCGAGCACCCCCAGUUGGGAACCCGUACCUUAGACCUUCAGUUGCGUCCUGUCUACCCACAAAGUUAUCAAGAGUUUAUUCCCUCCUAGUUUACAUUUUGCUUGAAAGCCUAUUUAUAUAUCUUAUCUAAAAAGCUGUGCCAAAAGCACUUGACCAUAAACUGAACUACUCCUGGUUUCCAAAUUCUUAUACCUUUGCCAACUGUGAUACAUUAUGUUCUAUUACUCAUAUUAACUGGGAAUGAUAAGAAUACUUGUUGGCUUCAUCUUUAGUGUGGGAUGGGUUCACAGGUUGUAUUUGUGCAAUUGCAUUUCUACCCAUAGAGAAGCAUGACAAUUGUUCUAUUAAUCAAAGAGGAUCAGAUUACUAACUUUCAAGAGAUCAGGACUUCUUUUACUACCAAAAGAGCCACAGCUUUAUUCUCUCACAAGGACAAUUAUUCCUAGAUGCACUUCAAGAAAGAUUUUAGUCCAGUUGUCACAAAGCAUUAGAAACCUUAAGCCAGCUUUCCUUAAGUUUGCUGGCAAAUUGUAUGAAUCGCCAUCCCAAAAUAGUUUGAAGUAUUUGAAGAACCAUAAAGAGAUUUCUCCUUAGUGUUGUUAAACUUCAGCAAAUAUUUGCAAUUAUUUUAAACUAGCCUGGGAAGAAUUUUGUUUGGGAGAGUUUUUACUAAAGGAAUGCUACAAGUGAUCAGAAGCAAAAUUUGGGAAGUCUGGCCUUAAGUCAGACAUGAGAUACAAAGACCAAAUUUUUGUCUUCAGUGGGUCACUGAGAAAUGUAUGAAUGAGACAAGAAAGAAAAUAGUACGUUUGUUGCUACAAACAAAGUUAUACAAUAAAAUGAAUCAGCCUGAAUGAUUAAAUGUUUUAUGGAAACACAGAGUUGAAAAUUGGUGGCUGAAUGAGAUAAGAGGGGGAUAUGAUGGAAGGAAACCCAGUAUGAGAACAAAUAGCAUAUUUGGUUCAACACUGAGCAGAGGGCAAGACAAAACUGGGUGAUAUUCCUUUGCUUCUUUAAUGCACUUAUCAAGAAUGUUUUUGGUGUCAUUAGAAAUAUUUUGGGCAGAGAAAUGAAAACUUGGUUGCAGUUACUGUAACUCUAGUAAAGGCAGUACAACCAAUUAUUGAAUCUCAGGAGGCAAUUACUGUUUCACAGUGCUAUGUCACAGGCCGCAUAAUUUUGUAAAGAAAUGUAUGAAAUAAGCAUUGUCUACUUGUUUGUUCAGACUUCCUUUACGUAUCAGCAGGACCCCUAUAAAGCCUUGAUAACAUUUGGAGAUAAAGAUUGGGGGGGGGGAAAUGAGAGAAAACUGUACAUUAGAGCAGGGGUCUCCAACCCCCGGUUUGUGCAUGCCAACAAGGGGCUGCACAAACAAGCAAAACCCCAUCCUCGGGAUGCAGGCAAUAUUCAAAACCAUACCCCCUCUGGUCCAGGGAAAAACCUUUCUCCAUGGCAUUGGUCCCUGGUGCCCAAAAGGUUGGGGGCCUCUGCACUAGAGUUCCUAGUGCAGGUGAUUUAACUCAGUUUAGUUUUCCAGGGAGUCUUGAGUAGGUGGGUAAACACUGUUUAGACCCAAUGUGUGCUAACCCCUACAUCGGAUCUCUGCACGAGUUUUAGAGAAGUAAGCCUUCCUUAUUUUUAAAAGCAUUUUCCUGUUUGAAAUGAUUCAUCUGGCUUGAUUGGAUAAUGCUUGUAUAAUUUUCUUGUUUUUACUUAACUAGGAUUUCCCCCAGAAUUUAUAACUAUCUUGUAUCAUGGGACUUCACUUCGUCAAAGUAACUUUAUGGUAACUACAUAGCUGUACUGCUAAUAAACUUCAUCUGUAUCAUGUCUGCUGUUAAUCUGCACGUUUCCAAUUGUUAAGUAAUGGAAAUAACCAGAUAGGAAAACUAUUUCCUGAUAGAAAAAAUUCUGAUUUACUCUGUCCUUCAGGGAAUUCAUGUGUUUGAGUGGAUGUAUGAAUCCAGACAGAUUCUCAUAAAAUAUUCCACGCUUGCUUCAAACACACUGAGUUGAUACUGAACAUAAUUCUUAAGUUAACACAUUGCAGUAAAUAAUUCUUUAUUUAUUGAAUGAACUGCAAUUGGCUGGGUUCACACAAUAUUCUAAAGUAAAAUCAAACAGAACAUAUUACAGGGCAUUGUGAUAUAUGAAGAGAGAGAAAGAGAAUGAGUAUGAGAAUAAACAAUAUAUAAAGUUCAUUUGUUCACAUAACACGAAAAAUAUAUCAUGCUAUAACACAUGAUCUGCUUAACUAUGAUUUACUGAAUUAACAAUAAACCCCAGUUUAUAAAUCACUCUUCCAUAAAAAUCAUACAUGCUAAUCCUCAAACAAGUAAGCCACCUUAUGGUUUAUGUGUUGUGUGAAUCCAGUUAAGGUCUCUGUAAUUUCAUCCAUAAAAUGGGGUUAGAGCAAAUAGUACUUGAUUACUCGGAUCACAAGGCGAGUUCAUGAGGAAUUACAUUUAAUUAAAUGCUCAAUUAAUUAAAAUUGAAGGCUGAAAUAUUAAUGACAGGGAAAAGGCAGAACUGUGUUUACAACUGAGCCAAACCACCAGCCCUAUUCCAUGCAAGAAUACACAAUUAUGUGUUGGUCCAGAUACACCUGUUAGCUAUACAAAAACUGUUGUUUAUUCUUCUCAAAGGACUUGCAAAACAGGAAAUUGGCAUUUCAAAUGUGGCCAAUUUCUUGUUAAAUAUGCAAACAACGUGCAACUUACUUUCCUUCCACCCAGCAAUCAUUGUAGUUGUUCACAUUGUCCACAUAUUCACACGGAAACUGGAACUGUGAGUGCUACAAUGAUCCUACAACCAUAAAAAGGUUCCUCCUGGUCUGGUUUUGCCGGUGUCAUCUGUGCCCUCCGACUGUCCUCUUCCCAGACACCAAUAAUGCAGGUGACGAGAAAUAGAAACCCCGACUAGGGCACAGGUAGUGGUACAAUUAUGACUACAAUUAAGUCCAAAAUUUAUGUUGCUAAGCGAGAGAGUUGUUAAGCGAGUUUUGCCCAAUUUUAUGACCUUUCUUGCCAUAGUUGUUAAGUGAACCCCUUAACACUGAUAGCACUGCUCCAAUAUCUCCGGGGCUGCCACAAAGAAGAGGCAGUCAAGCUGUUCUCCAAAGCGC